CAGAAACCAACGUCGCCGCAGCCUUCCAGCCUCACGCCACUGACUCAGUCUAUAUCUGCGUGCCACAAACGCCGUAUCUCUCUGUGGGGUUGCAAAGGGGGAGAAUCGAGCUAUGGCGGCGGUGAAUGGAGGCGGGGUGAGCUUGGCUUCGCAGGCUUACAUGGAGGGGAAAGCGGUCAAGGAAACGAGGGCGUUGGUCGCUGAUCUCUGCCGUCAAUUCUACAGCCUCGGCUGGGUUUCCGGCACCGGCGGCAGCAUCACCAUCAAGGUCCACGAUGAUUGCAUCCCCAAACCACAGCAGCUCAUCCUCAUGUCCCCUUCUGGUGUUCAGAAGGAGAGAAUGGAAGCAGAUGAUAUGUAUGUCAUGUCAGGAAAUGGGUCUAUACUGUAUGCACCGUCUCCGAAGCCCUACCCUCACAAGCCUCCUAAGUGCUCUGAUUGUGCUCCUCUAUUUAUGAAGGCAUAUGAGAUGCGUGAUGCAGGAGGAGUCAUUCACAGUCACGGGAUGGAGUCUUGCCUCGUGACAAUGCUCAAUCCAUCAGCAAAAGAAUUCAGGAUUACUCACAUGGAGAUGAUAAAAGGGAUAAAGGGUCAUGGAUAUUAUGAUGAACUUGUUGUACCAAUAAUAGAGAAUACAGCCUAUGAGAAUGAGCUGACAGAAUCUCUUACUAAAGCUAUAGAAGCAUACCCAAAGACAACGGCUGUUCUAGUUCGAAACCAUGGAAUAUAUGUAUGGGGGGACACAUGGAUUAGCGCCAAAACUCAGGCUGAAUGUUAUCAUUAUCUGUUCGAUGCUGCAAUCAAACUUCAUCAAAUGGGCCUGGACUGGUCUACCCCAAGCCAUGGCCCGAUCCAGCAGGGCAGAGGAGCUAUAAGUGCACCAGUGAAGGCAGGACUGAAGGAUUCAAAUCACAAUAGUGAGCCUUUGCCUGUAAGCUCUCUUGUGCAUGAUACUGUUAGUUCAAAUAUAUACGUUGAUAUGCGCUGCAUCCUCCUGGACAUUGAAGGGACUACCACACCUAUAACGUUUGUAGCUGAUGUCCUUUUUCCUUAUGCACGUGACAAUGUGGGAAAGCAUCUGUCCGCAACAUAUGACACCGAAGAUACUCAAGAAGAUAUAAAGUUGUUGCGAUCCCAGGUUGAAGAUGACUUGGCGCAAGGUAUUGAUGGCGCUGUGUCCAUUCCACCAAAUGAUGCUGGAAAGGAUGCGGUGAUUGCAGCACUGGUUGCUAAUGUUGAGGCAAUGAUAAGAGCAGAUCGCAAGAUCACUGCCUUGAAACAAUUACAAGGGCACGUAUGGAGAACUGGCUUUCAGAACAAUGAACUGAAAGGAGAAUUUUACAAUGAUGUACCUGAAGCACUGCAGAGCUGGCAUUCCUUGGGCAUAAAGGUCUAUAUAUAUUCCAGUGGUAGCAGAUUGGCGCAACGGCUUAUAUUUGGGAACACAAAGUCUGGAGAUUUGAGAAAAUACUUGUCUGGGUUUUUCGACACUAAUGUUGGGAACAAGAGGGAGACAAGCAGUUACAUUCAGAUUUCUGAAUCAUUGGGAGUAGAUAACCCAUCCGAAAUCUUGUUCUUGACAGAUGUCGUUCAAGAAGCAGUUGCAGCGAAAGCAGCAGGUCUGAAGGCGAUGAUCUCUGUUCGGCCAGGGAACGCACCUCUGCCUGAGAAUCAUGGGUUCAAGACCAUCAACUCUUUUCUGGAAAUAUGACAUUUAUCCCCUAAUGUGCUUGUUGGUUUGCACUGUGUCAUCUAAUGCCCUGUGUUACUUUUUUUUUAUAUCAUCUGAACACUAAAACACUACUAGCACCUGGUGACUACUGACUUGUACAAACGAAAUAAAUCCCUGUAUCUUACGGUCUACUGUUUGGAUGUGAGAUUGUUAAAAUGAAAGCGGAUAUCGAUAUCGGUGUCAAAACAGAGGUAGCUAAAUCCAUCUCCGUCUCACUCCUGUCGUAUCAUAUUUUUUCCGUCUAUUCUCUCAUAC
This is a messenger RNA of Linum tenue, 1987 nucleotides long. NCBI's taxonomy places the organism in Eukaryota, Viridiplantae, Streptophyta, Magnoliopsida, Malpighiales, Linaceae. The record is from the annotation of a GenBank genome assembly.